UACGGAUGUCUUGUUGCUUCUUAUCGCACAUGUCCCCCACAUCCCUUGUCCUAACCUGUACAUGAUGUCUGGAACAGCCACAAAGCGAAAGUACUUUAACAUCAGGGCUAUCUACGAAAAUCUCUCAGCUGGUUCUGUAUCCGCUCUUCCGCCUUUUCAUGCCUUAACGAGUUGCGGCACAACGUCCUUCAUAUGCAACCAUUUAAAGAAAUCAGCUUGGAAAGUAUUCCUAAAGCACCACACACUUCUUUCCUCUCUAAGAGAUGGAGAGCUAACCGAAGAAAAGAUGAAAGAAGUCGAGAAAUUUGUUUGUAAAAUGUACAGAUUGGAUAGCAUAUGUUGUUCUCGAAGAAAGGAAAGCCAGAGGCGCUGCCACCGACAAGUGAUGCUUUAUCACUACAUGUAAAGCGUGUUUACUAUCAGGCAAUUGUAUGGAAACCAGCUCACUACUCAGAGUCUCAUCUUCCAGAUCCUUAAACAUUAGGGUGGAAGAAGAUCGCUGAUAACAAACUUCAACCACUCCUAAUGACACAAGAUCCGAUUCCGAAAGCCUGCCAGGAAAUAAUCUCAUGCUCAUGCUUUACUGGAUGUACAAGUCUCCGCAGCAGUUGCAAGAAGGCUAAAUUGUUUUGUACCAGUGUCUGUGGGUGCAAAUCGAACAAUGUCAAUAUACAUUCCUGUAAAAACACCGACACCAAAUGAACUCAGUGAUGUAUUUAACUAUAGAGCAUGAUGUGCGUACCUUUAUUGACAACAAAGUCAUCAAGUUAAGGUUUGAAAAAUAACCCUUUGGAAUGAAUUUUUCCGAUAUUUAUCCGCAACAGAAGGCAUAGUCUUUAAAUUGGUUUGUGAAGCAAAAACACACGCAUUAUCAUUUACUUUAACGCAAGUGCAUAAAUGAUUAUUUACUCAUAGGAAAACUUCUAAGUAAUAUGCUUGUAUUUUAGAACAAAAUGAAACCAUCCUACUCGGUGAGGGUAUACGUAUAGAUUAACAAGGAUCUGCAGGAAGUUUCAGUUAUUGGCCGCUGGUUUAAUUGUUUAUCCACAAUUGAACAACUAAUAAAGCCAGCAGAGCGUAAGGUGUGUUUUCAUUCAGUGCUCAAAUUUUGUGACCUUUUGGGCAGGAAUUAACAAUUAAGUAAAUAUAUGGCUAAAUGUGACGUCAUUAAUGACGUCACAUGUUGCUUUCAAUGUAUUCUGCAAUGUAAUCGAACUAAUUUAACUGGAAUUAGGCGGGAGGCAAGUUAUGUGGUAUUCUGAAGUGCAAAUAUAAAGCAGACGGCUUAGUAUAUAACUUAUAUUGCAAAGUUAAUACCACGAUCACGUCAUUUUCAAUGUCAUUUUUGUGACGUCAUUUUGAGGCUGAAGAUGGCAAAAAAAAUUGUGGUAACAAGCAUUUUCGUUUUCAGCACGUCAAAUUACUUUAAAAAAUUCCUGUUACCAAUUUUUACUAAGAAAUGCCUCAUAACUUUCAAAUUCUGUGAAAGUCGUCUAGUCUAUAUUCGAAAUCGAAGACUAGCAUUAUGAUUUCUGAGUAAAACUAUAUCUUUCCGGGCUUUCGACCGUCUGUUUGUCUUGUUUUGUUGGGCUAGGGUUAGGGUUAGCGAAGCAGUUGCAAAAAUACGCCAAUAACUUCAACCGUUAUGAUUAGUUAAAUAAAUCACAUUUUAACAGAAAGGGCAACACAGAAAUAGCUAAUAUCAUUACACUCGUUCAGGUUUUUGUUUUUCAGUCACUUAAGAAAGUAUAAACAGAAGAGAAUGUUAAUUAGUUUUCUCCUUUAUUUUCGUCUUAUUGUUAAAGAAGUGCCUGACAUGAACAGCACAGACGAGGUUAUACAAGUCAUCUCAAUCGGCCUCAUUGUUGCAAGUUUCCUUCUUUACACCGGCCGAGUUCCAAAAGCCAUCAAAUUAUGCAAGGAAUGCUUUUACCUACUGACAAACACAGGCGCAAAAGACGAGAACUUAACCAGAUUUUUUUACAAGGUGAUUUAUUCGAAACUGUUGCAGGCGCACUCUCUUAUAAAAGAUUACACAAACGUGAUAAAAUACGCCACAAACCUCGUUCGCAUUCACCACGAAUGCGGUGAAAGACAAAAAGAAUGUUGGCUAAGUAUAACACUAGCGGAAAUGCACCUCAGUGGUGGAAAAUACGCAGAAGCGAAAGAACUCUGUGAGAAAGCACUCCAUAUCAGUACAGCAGUGUGUCAAAGAAACUUAGAUCUAUAUUGUUACGAAAUCCUAGGGAAGGUGUAUCAAUUAACUGGUGAGUACGAGAAGGCAAGAGAAAAUCACGAGAAGGCGCUAGCGAUUCAAAAAGAAAAUGGAAACAGAAAUGGCGAGGCCAGUUGUUACGGAAACCUUGGGAUUGUGUUUCAGUCAAUUGGCAAAUAUAAAAAGGCUCGAGAAUAUCACGAGAAAGCACUGGUGAUCAAUAAAGACACCGGUGAGAGAGAUAAAGAAGCCUUCUGCUACAGUAAUCUUGGAGCUGUGUAUCAAUCAGUUGGCGAAUAUGAGAAGGCUAGAGAACAUCUCGAGAAAUCGCUGGCGAUUAACAAAGAAAUUGGUAACAGAAACGGAGAAGCCGCCUGUUGCGGUAACCUUGGAACGGUCUAUCAAUCAGUUGGAGAAUAUAAGAAAGCGAGAGAACACUUCGAGAAAACACUUGCGAUAAACAAAGAAAUUGGUGACAGACAUGGAGAAACCUACUGCUAUGGAAACCUUGGGAAUGUGUAUAAGGCAAUUGGCGAAAUUGAGAAGGCUAAAGAACACUAUCGGAAAUCACUUGCAAUUAGUAAAGAAAUUGGUGACAGAGAUGGAGAAGCCUCAUCUUGGAUAAACCUCGGAGUUGUGUUUUACUCAGUUGGUGAGUACGGGAAAGCCAGAGAAUAUCACGAGAAAGCACUUUCAAUAAAUGAAGAAAUUGGAAACAAAAAGUUAGAAGCGUCAUCUUAUGGAAACCUUGCGUUGGUGUUUCAAUCAUAUGGUGACUUUGAGAAGGCUAGAGAAUAUCACGAGAAAGCAUUGGUAAUACAGAAGGAAAUUUGUGAUAAAAGUGGAGAAGCCUCGUCUUUGGGAAACCUUGGAAUUCUGUUUGAAUCAGUCGGAGAAAACGAGAAAGCUAUGGUAUAUUACGAAAAGGCGCUGGUAAUCAACAAAGGAAUUGGAAACCAAAAUGGCGAGGCCACUUGUUGCGAAAACUUAGGAACUCUGUUUCAUUCUUUAGGGAAAUAUGCCAAGACUAACGAAUACCUUCAGAAAGCACUUAAGAUCAGGAAGAAAAUUGGAGACAGACGAGGAGAAGCAUCAAUAUAUGGCAAUUUGGGAGUCCUUUUUCUUUUUCUUGGUGAUUAUGCCAAGGCUAAAGAUUAUCACGAGAAAGCGCUUGCGAUCAGAAAAGUUAUUUGCGACAGGAACGGAGAAGCACUAGAUUGCCAAAACCUAGGAAUUGUGUUUCAGUUCCUCAAGGACUAUGAAAAGGCGGAAGAAUAUCUUGAAAAGGGUCUCUCAGUAAGUCAAGAGAUUGGACACGUCGUGAAACAGUUUUCUUUGCUUUGCAAAAUUGCAUGGGUUAAAGUUUUGAAAGGAAACACUGAAGGUGCUGUGUCGUAUCUACUCUCAGGCGUUCAAAAAUGUGAAGAUUUGCGUGGUUUUCUCCGCGACAACGAUCAAUUUAAGAUAUCCUUUACAGAUCAAUAUGCUUCCGCCUAUUGGUUACUCAGUGCACUCUUUCACGCCUCCGGAAAUUUCAAGGAAGCUCUGUAUGUUUCAGAGCUUGGGCGGGCCAGAGCCCUGGCAGACUUAAUGUCAGCUCAGUACUCUAUAGAAAAUCAAUUGCAAAUUUCUGCUAAUCCCCAGACAUGGGUUGGAAUUGAAAGCAUAAUGGACAAAGAACCAAAUUCUACGUGUCUAUAUGUCUCUUAUUCUUGCGACAGUGUAACUGUCUGGAUUCUGAAGGCAAGCGGAGUCGUGCUUUCAAGAAGAAAACAUUAUGAAGAUGGAAUGGAUAAUUUACAGAGAAGAAUAGUUAAAAAUCUGAAUGACUUCUUUGUAAACGAGAGUUUUAGAUCUUUUUUCAUUUUACCUGAGGAACAUUGCGAAGACCGAUCUCUGGACAGUUUUCAAAGAAAACCAAAGCCACGUGAAGAAGGUCGCCACGACGUUUUGCGUUUUGGAGAAGAUGGCAAAGGUAGACUAGGACCGAACGUGAAUCUUUCUCUAUGCUACAAAUUGAUCAUUGCACCAGUGGUGGACUUGCUUGAGACCCCUGAAAUCAUCAUUGUUCCUGAACGGUCUUUGUACAACAUUCCAUUUGCAGCAUUAACUGAUGAAAGUGGCAAGUGUUUAGCAGAGAAUUUCAGAAUCCGCAUCGCUCCCUCUCUGACUAUUCUCAAGCUCAUUCAAGAUAGUCCAGCAGAGCACCACUGUCAGACGGGUGCAUUGAUAGUGGGAAAUCCUGAUGUUGGUCAGGUGCAUUUCAAGGGGCGCCUUACGGAUAUAACGCGAUUGCCUUGUGCAGAAACCGAGGCGAGGAUGGUGGGAAGAAAGUUGGGUGUCGAGCCUCUGUUGGGACAGCAAGCGACUAAGAAGGCAGUACUUGAAGCGAUGAAUUCAGUGGCCCUGAUUCAUAUCGCUGCACACGGUGACGCAGAAAGAGGAGAAAUUGCCCUUGCACCAUCUUUUCGUAUUCCUAACGGGAUACCUCAAGAAGGACUCUACUUAUUGACUAUGACUGACAUUGCAAAAGCUCAACUGCGAGCUAAACUGGUAGUCCUUAGCUGUUGCCACAGUGCUCGUGGACUGACAAAAGCUGAGGGGGCUGUUGGAAUUGCCCGAGCAUUCUUAGGAUCUGGAGCGCGCUCAGUGUUGGUGGCACUGUGGGCCCUGGAAGACAAAACAACAGAGCAGUUAAUGAGUCAUUUCUACGAUCACCUUGUUGCUGGGGAAAGCGCUGGUAAAUCUCUACACGAGGCCAUGAAGUGGCUGAGAAGUGAGGGCUGUGACGUGAACCAGUGGGCACCUUUUAUACUGAUUGGAGAUGACGUGACAUUUGAUUUUGGAAGGAAAGGUGUCGGCAAGAAUGACCAGGACGGCAGCGAGUGAUCGCAUGAGAAGUAAAAUAUGCCAUGACCUCAACGGACAGUUUUAGCGCUAGUACUAAGUUGUAUAUAGAUUAAAUCGAUGAUUGACUUUGGUCAUCUUCUGUCCAAAAAACUCCCUCGGCAGAAAUACCAAACGCAAAAUUUUUAACUUUAGCUCAAUAUCCCCCUUUUUUCUUAGAAUAAGCCAUUUUUUCUCUUUCAAAUAUGUAUCAAAUAUAUAUAUUUUUCUAACGAACGACUUGCUCGUACUCCUACCCUGGGAGUCCCCGUCUGGGUACCAAAGUGAGGUGUAGCUGAUAAAUUUAUGUUUUAGCAACGAGUCGUGCUUUGAAAUAUUCAAUUAUGAAUAAGGUACAUGAAAAAAUACUGACACGUAGUAGUAAUGUUAAGGUAACAUGAAGAAAGCGAGAAUUUAGAGUAACAUAGUGUCGGAAAGAAUACGUAUUUCCUUUGUUUUUAUUCUUUAAGCAACUUACUGCUUAAAAAAAGUUGACUAGCCUGUUGUAAUCUAAUUUAAAGUCUAGAGGAAUAAAUGAAAAUUGUAAAAUGCAAUAUAAAUCUCAGCUCGAGUCCAUUUCUCUAAACUACUUCUCGGCUCUAUUAGGUUAUGAAAAAGAAAUGCAAAAUAAAUAGGCGGCAUGGGGUGCGCUUAGCUAUCUGACGACUUGACAUUGAUAUAAGUAAAUUAACUGCUCUAGCUACGUUGAAAAGCUAAAAUUUCGAGGGUUAACCCACUCUUUACGGUAGAAGUAUGGCAGUUUUGCUUUCAACUGACCAUCGAAUGGCGAACGCUCAAGAUGUUAAUUUUUUAAAUCCACUAAGCGCCCCAUGAUCAUUUUCCUUUUUUCAAAUUCAAGUUGAUGUAGUGAGCUAAGUGUUACUUAGAACUGAUGAGUGUCAACAGUUUUCCGCUAUGGAUUUUUUUCCCCUUUAGUUGGAAUAGCCAGAAUAUUGUUUAACUGACAGCUGAGAAUAGGUCAAAAUUUGGAUUGUCAGCUGAGAAACAAUACGUUUUCUAACUUAUCUUAUCGCUGAAAUCCGCACGAAUCGCAAAUUAAAGUUUACUGAUAGUUUACUUAAAGCUGAAGAAUGAGCUGAAAGUUUUCACUUAUAGCUGAGAAAUCAUCAAAAAUUUUCCGGAGAACCGAGAUUCCAGCAGCUCUGUCUGGACCUCUCUCAUUGUAAUCGGUCAAAACAUGAAAAAGCCAUACGAAUAGGUUAUGACCUAAGUCAUUCGGGGGAAUCCCUCCCUUCUUGUUUGUUACCUAAGCACUAAAAACGAAGCGCAACUUGCUUAUUAAAUUAAAACGGGGGGAAGCCCCUUCUGCAGACGUUAUUUUGCAAACGGGAGCUUCGACCAAUAAUGAUUAUUGUGGAUUUUUGCCCAGCUGGAGCUUCUACUUGUCGUAGAGAAUGCGGAUUAAGCAAAAGUAAGUAUGUUUCAAAUGUUAGCCUGGUUUUGUCGCUUUCUCCGAGUGUUAUUAUUUCUUUUGUCCAUUGGUGUCUUUGUUCAUUCAGUGCCAAGCGGAAGCACGUGCUUUGUUUAUUUACAAUACUCUUUUGCUGCAGAUAUUGGUUUACAUAUGACUUAACACAAUAAACACAGCAUGAUUGAAAGGUAAGCCAAGUUUUCCUUCCUUUCCUUCCGUAAAUGGCUGAUUUUUGCAAGUGACACAAUUUUCUAAUUCGUGUUCGGCUGCGGGAACUUUUUGGCCCGAUGAGUCUAAAUUUUAAAAGUCUGAAUUUUAAAAGAUUUUGUUUGCUCUCAUUUGAAUUACCCGUCAUAUCUUGACUUGCCUCUGGGAAGAGACCCGUUUGGUUUUUGUUCGCCAUAUUCAUAUAAAUAAGCGACGAAAACCGUUGACGCUGUACUGCAAAUGAGCUUAAUUUUGUAGAUUUAAGAAUAUAAAGCUUACAUGCAAUGAAUGUUUUAAAAUUCAGUCCGGAUAUCACCAUACUAUUCAAGGUGACACAUUUCUUUCUACGUUUGGAUAUAUAUAUAUAUUUUCCAGCUUGUGUUGUCUAAAUUUAAACGUUCUUGCAGUGGUGCAAGAAUCUGAUAUGACAGAUAUACACUAGGUUUUUUGUUUUGUUGUUAUUGAAUGGACUAAUUGCAUGGUUUUGAAAGUGUCUUUAAAAGUUAUCGUGUAAAAUGUUUUUGACCUGAAGACAGACCUUUUUGAGGUUCAAUUACAGUCUGAUGAUGAAGAGGUUAAUUAAAUGUUUUUAUUUCUUUCUUUCUUUUUUAUUGAGUGAAACCUCAAGUAGUAACAAUCGUUUUGUUGUACUUCAUGAUUUUCUUCAUGACUACGUUGUACUACAAAGCUAGCAAAAUGACUGAGGUAUUCACAAGGAGAUUAGGGGUCUCCUUCUGAUGGUUGAAAGAAGUUAUGUAGUCUUCAAUGCUCUACACACUAUUGUAUAAUGUAUAAACGGGGAAGAUGCUAAGUUAAUGACAUUUCUUCUUGUAGUUAGCAUUCAAAGGGUGACGCCCAAGUAUAGCUUAAUUAAUUUCCUUUUUUUUUCUUUUUUUUUUUUUUUGCACAGUUAGACCUCAGAUUUUCACUGCUCUCCUCCUCUAUUUUAAUUAAUGAAUUGAUUCUCUGGCUGGAGACAGUUUGACGUGGUCAUGUACAUCAACUUGAGGAAGUUUUCUUUUGACGGAUGAAAUGAAUGAUGAGGAUUAUUGCCAUAAAGAUUAAGCGAAAUAUUGGGAUUCUUUCUAUACUUCGUUAUUAUAUGAAUUCAGAUAUACUGGUUAAACUAUAUUAUGCCUUAAUAUAUCCCUUCUUAACCUAUGGUUUAAUUCCUUGGGGUAACACUUA
This is a messenger RNA of Orbicella faveolata, 7928 nucleotides long. RefSeq lists its product as uncharacterized. Gene Ontology annotation, molecular function: protein binding. Lineage: Eukaryota; Metazoa; Cnidaria; Anthozoa; Scleractinia; Merulinidae. The record is from RefSeq and is a predicted model, not a curated record.